AUGCUCAUCGCUCAAAGAAGCCCGAUAAUCGCUCGUACUCGCCUGAGCCGAACACUUUCGAGCUCUCCAGAUACACUACCGUUGGCGGGUGUACGCGUGCUAGAAAUCGGUCAACUCAUCGCCGGGCCCUUCGCCGGUCAGCUGCUAGGGCAGUUUGGAGCGGAAGUAAUCAAGGUCGAGCCUCCCAAUACUGGAGAUGCCCUGCGUGUCUGGCGCGAACUCGACGUCGAUGGAACAAGCCCAUGGUUCAGAAGCUUGGCCCGCAAUAAGAAAAGCGUGACGAUUGAUAUGCGAAAAGAAGAAGGAAGGCGACUCGUCAAGCAGUUGGCACUGAAGUCCGACGUAAUGAUCGAGAACUUCAAGCCCGGCACACUCGAAAAGUGGGGACUUGGUCCUUCUGACAUCCACCCACACAACCCUGGUCUCAUCUUCACUCGCGUUUCUGGCUACGGCCAAACAGGCCCCUGGUCCUCUCGACCUGGUUACGCAUCCGUCUGCGAGGCAGAGUCCGGAUUCCGCUACAUCAAUGGCGUACCAGACCCCGUCACAGGCGGUCUGGCUGGUCCACCUAUGCGUCCCAACAUCAGCUUGGGCGACUCUGUUGCUGGUCUACAUGCUGCAUUUGGCACUGUACUGGCGCUGUUAUCGCGGAAGUCGAAGGAGGCUAAGGGCCAAACUGGCGGGGCGACUGUGGAUGUUAGCAUCAUGGAGAGUAUGCUCAACCUCAUGGAAGGCAUCAUCCCAGAGUACGACCGCAAAGGCGCCAUUCGUGGCCCCUCAGGCUCCUCCGUCACUGGAAUAGUGCCGACAAACGCCUAUCCGUGCCGCGCAGCGGCUUCAACAUCAGACAUGCCCACCUACGUCGUCAUCGGCGCGAACGCCGACUCCAUGUACGAGCGGCUCAUGAAGCGCAUCGGGCGCGAAGACCUCACGGGCGAGUCAUACAAGCACAACCAACAUCGCGUGAAGCACCAGACUGUCAUCGAAGAGGCCAUUUCGGCAUGGACGCGUGAACAUACCGUCGAGGAGGUGCUCGAGGCGUUACACGAGAUCGGUGUUCCUGGAGGCCGCAUCGCCAAUGUGCGCGACAUCGUCGAGAACGAGCACGUAGUGGCGCGUGGCGCCGUUGAAGACGUUUGGGUCGGCGGGCCCGCGGGUCCUGAAGACGCUGCGAACACGAAGGGUCGCGUGGGAUGGAACGUGAAGAUGCCGCGAGUGGCACCUGUGCUCGGAGAUAUGGAGACGAAAACGCGUUGGGCGGGUCCCGAUCUCGGUGCUCAUAACGAGGAGGUGUUGUGUGGGGAGCUCGGAUUGGCGCGCGCAGAAGUAGAUGCGCUCAUUGCGCAGGGCGUCGUUGGCGCUUGGCGACCCACGCCGACAUGA
Peniophora sp. CBMAI 1063 is the source of this 1383-nucleotide messenger RNA. Lineage: Eukaryota; Fungi; Basidiomycota; Agaricomycetes; Russulales; Peniophoraceae. The record is from the annotation of a GenBank genome assembly.